This is a messenger RNA of Microplitis demolitor, 757 nucleotides long. RefSeq lists its product as uncharacterized. Lineage: Eukaryota; Metazoa; Arthropoda; Insecta; Hymenoptera; Braconidae. Gene Ontology annotation, molecular function: sterol binding. Bases 99 to 557 code for a protein of 152 amino acids. Gene Ontology annotation, biological process: sterol transport. The transcript has 3 exons. The record is from RefSeq and is a predicted model, not a curated record.
CCUCUUGGGUGAUAUUACUCGGCAGUAUAUAAUAGACACCAUUAGUUCAAAAUUUCAGUUUGUUUUUCGAUCUGAAGCUACAAAGUUUACUUAUCACAAUGUUCGCUAAAGCAUUCAUAAUCGCGUCAUUCUGCGUGGCUGCUUCACUUCAAUGGUCGCAAUUCAAAUCUUGUGGGAAUGACCAUUCAAAAGAUCCUCACCGUUUAAUAAUAGACGGUUGCACCACUUUUCCGUGUAUAAUUUACACAGGAUACGAUGUAGCUGCACAAUGGGACUUUAUAGCAACCACCGAAACUUCUGUGCUGAUACCACAAGCUGAAUUUUCAAUAGCUGGAUUUUUUUAUGUGACAUAUCCACUGGGUAUCGACGACGGAUGUCCAGAUCUUGUCAGUGAAAGACAAUGUCCUUUGAAAGCAGGAGACCAAGCAACCUACACCCUUCGUAUGGGUGUUCCACCAGGAACCCCAUCAGGUGUGAAGGUAUGGGUUAAAUUCUCACUAAAGGAUGAAAAUUAUAAUACUUACAGUUGUUUCGAAGUCGAAUUCAAAACUGUGUAAGAUUUAUAAAGUCUUGAUAAAAAUAUUUGUAUCCGUAUUAUAAAUUCAAUUAAAAAAAUUUGUGUAAAUGAUUGAUAUUUUUUUUAAACAAAAUAUAUACUUGAAUAUCGCAUAAAAAUUAUUGUAUUUUUUUAAAAAUAACUAUAGAAAAUUCCUGAUUUGUAUUCUCAGUGUAAUAUUACAAAAAAUGUUUAAUAUUA